UCCCAGACCAGGGCUCGAACCGUGUCCCCUGCAUUGGCAGGCAGACUCUCAACCACUGCGUCACCAGGGAAGCCCCUGAAGUUGUUUUUUAUUUAAAAUUGAAAGCACCCCUACUUGCUCUGUCCCAGGCAGAAUGCUAGCUUCAAGGGACACAUGGCUGAGUGAGUAGAGGCUGUCCUCCAGACGCGCACAGUAAAGGGAGACAGAACUAGUCGUUGCCAUACAGUGAGAUGAGCCCUGGAAGACCUCAGACUGAAGGAGCGAGGUCAGAUACCCGGGACAUCUUCCCCCACAGAAGAGCGUACUGUGCUGGCUUUUGCAGGAUGAGUAGGAGGUCACCACCCUACCAAAGCAACGAGGAGCACUCCAGGCAGGCGGGGCGGCCUGUGCAAAGGCACGAAAGGGCUGGGGAGCCCAGGGCAUUUGGGGGACUGUGGGCAUUUCGGGGCAUGUGGGCAGGUGGCAGGGAAUGAAGCUUCAAAACGAGUUUGGGCCAGACCGUGAAGGCUGAAGGCUGGGCUAAGAGGCUGACUCUAAUUUAUAAUCAGCAUUUCCCAAAACGUAUCUCAUGACUCAUGGUCUUGUGAGAUGGUAACAGGUGUCCCUCCAAAAACAGACAUCAAGGUUAUUUAAGUUCAGGAAGCCCGGGUUGAAGCACAGUGAAAGCAGCUUCCUUAGUGCAGGACUUCUCAGAGCCUUUAAUUCUCUAACAUGCAUGGGACUCUCCAAGAGGACAGAGUAGAUGGGAUUCGCAGACUCAUUUGAUCAUGGAGCCCCCUUCCUGAGGGAGUCUGAGGAGGCCAGUGUUGCAGGGGACACACUUUUGGAAAAAUGCUGCCUGUAGCUAGUUGACAAGAGCUGGUGAGAAUUCUGAGCAGCUGCGAGGUACGAUCAGGUUUGUUUCUGAUGCUGUUUGGAGGGCGGGCUGCCGAGGGGUAAGCCAGGGGGCGGAGAGGCUAGCUAGGGGCGUGAGAGGGGGAGAGGAAGGAUGUCCCAGGUAUUAAGGCGGUGGAAUCUGCGGGCUUGGUGGUUGAUUAAACUGGCGGGAGGGUUGGAGGGCAAGGAGGACAGGAGGACUGUGGCCGAGGCUCUGGUUUCCAGCGCAUGGUGACGGCUUUGACUCAGAUGGGGAGAAUAAGGAAGGGGUUUGGCGAGAGUACUUUUAUGUCAGCUGGAGAUGAAAACUGGGCUGGGCUGGAUUACCUGGACUGAGUUUAUGGGAGAGAGAAGAGAAGGAAUUCAACAACUUAGAAGACAUGGACAGAUUCCUUGAUUAAUGCAACGUAGCCAGAUGGACGCAAGAGGAAACAGAAAAUCUGAAUAGCCCCGUCUCUAUUAAAGAAACCACAGUGCCCAAAGAAAAUUCCAGGCCCAGACAGCUUCUCCGGUGAGUUCAUCACUCUUAAGGAAGAAACGAUACUGAUCUCACGCGAACUCUCUCAGGAAAUAAAUUGUGGGAGAGGUCACUUCACACAUGGCUAUGAUUCGGACAGGUCUGGGUUCCGGUUCAAGCCCGGUUGGUUUCAUCCAUUCAGAGCCGUGUUUUGAAUACCUACUGCGUGUCACACACCCAGGUCACAGUAGUGAACAAAGCAAAGCAAACUCACGCCCUCGCCAAGUUGCGCAGGGUCGGAGGGGGCAUUGCGCCGCCCUGAGGCGCAGUUUCCUCGCGUGUGGCGUGGGGACACCGUGCUGGAGAAGGGCGGCCGGCAGGAGUGGGGGGCAGUCCCCGGCAGCCACUGAUGCUUGUCUCUCUGUCGUGUGUGUACGUGUGUGUUCCACGGCCUGCCCUCUCAGGCUUAAAAAUGUGUGUCAGCAGCAGCCACGAUGAGGCCCCCGUCCUGAGCGACAAGCACCUGGAUGUGCCCAACAUCAUCAUCACCCCGCCGACCCCCACGGGCGUGAUCCUGCCGAGGGACUCCCGGAGGGCAGUCUGGCUGGAGGAGUCAGGGUCGGGCCCGGAGGAUGGAGAAGCAGACCCUGAGGCCUGAGGAGAAGGCACGCGUGGGUCGGGGAUUUGCCUGCACUGGAUCCUUCCCUGGCUGCCCUUCGCUUGGCGUGUCCCGGGGUGCCUGGGACAGAUGUGCUGAGAACGCUGGCUGGGAAGACAGAGAGAUUCCGGCACUGGACCAGCAGAGGCGUGGCGAGAGGAGCGAGGAAGCGGCCCUGCCCUCGUCCAGAACGACAUUUCCCAGGCCCCGUUGAGUGGACCGGACCUCUGAUGCCUACAUAUUCUUGCCGACCGCGAGGCACAGUGACGGCCAUCUGGGUACCAGGGACAGGCUUUCUUCUAGACAGACUCCCAGCGGCCUGGGCCAUGCAGAUGGGUGCCCAGGAGGUCUGCACAUAUAAGGACUUCUUGCAAAGGGCUGGCUUCAUUUUUUACAAGUUGUCUUACCGACAUUGAAACAGUCCAAAAAGUGAUUUAUAAUUUCUUUUUUGCACUGUAAGUAAAGACCCCGUGUAACGAGCAGUGGACCCUGCUUCUUGGGCGGGCAGAGAAGGUGGUGCACACCCGGGUACACAGGUGGGCUCCAGAGAAUCGCUUAUCGUGGAGGGGCUGGUCUGGCUGGUGACGGGUCUUUGGAUGGUCUUGGCCUCUUGAUUUGCAGAGUGUCCUGUGCCGCCUCAUUCUGUGGCCAGCAGCUACUGGAGUGCGUCCUUGUGACAGACGCACAGAGCACGAGCCAGGCCGUGCGAGAGCAUUCUCAGCUUGGGCGUGUGGGCCAAGCAAGUCCCACGGCCAAACCCCACGUGGGUGAGCUGGGCGGUCCCAUGGCACAGGAAGGGAUGGACGUGUCUAUUAAAGGGAGUGAGAGACGGGCUGGGAAUAAUAAUCCAGUCUCCCGGCAUAGACACUAUUAUUAUCCCCAUUUUACAGAUGGGGCACUUGAGGAACUUAGAGGCUUAGAUCCCUUGCCCAAGGCCAUCAGAUAGUAAGAAUUUGAACCCAGACCCCAUACUCUUUUCUUUUUUAAUAUAAAUUUAUUUAUUUAUUUUUGGCUGCGUUUGGGUCUUCAUUGCUGCACACGGG
Molecule: messenger RNA, 3034 nt
Organism: Globicephala melas (long-finned pilot whale)
Lineage: Eukaryota; Metazoa; Chordata; Mammalia; Artiodactyla; Delphinidae
Gene: CLMB
Product: chromosome 19 C16orf74 homolog
Source: RefSeq, a predicted model, not a curated record